This is a messenger RNA of Zymoseptoria tritici IPO323, 1401 nucleotides long. RefSeq lists its product as uncharacterized. The coding region runs from base 1 to 1401 and encodes 466 amino acids. Gene Ontology annotation, molecular function: peptidase activity. Gene Ontology annotation, biological process: proteolysis. The transcript has 4 exons. The record is from RefSeq and is a predicted model, not a curated record. NCBI's taxonomy places the organism in Eukaryota, Fungi, Ascomycota, Dothideomycetes, Mycosphaerellales, Mycosphaerellaceae.
AUGCUCAUCCUCCGAAAAAUGUCCACUAUUGCUCCAGCCCGGAUCAUCAGUCAGAAGUCGUACCAAGUCGCUGGAAAGCUCAAGGUGACCGAGCACUUCUUCGACGUUCCCAAGGACUACUCCAAACCCGACGGAGGCACAAUCCGUGUCUUUGCUCGCAGUGUUCGCAAGCAUGAGACACCCAUAGUACCCGUCGUGGGCUCCGACAAGGAAAGUAAAGACCAGUUGCCAUGGAUGGUCUAUUUGCAAGGCGGGCCUGGAAACGAAUGCCCCCCGCCUCAAUCGUUUGCUGCGACACAUCGGGUUCUGGAUGCCGGGUAUCAAUUACUGUUCCUUGACCAACGAGGGACCGGCCUAUCCACCCCAAUCACAGCAUCAACACUACAAAUGCGAGGCGAUAACGAUGUCCAACACCAAUAUCUGAAGCUCUACCGAGCUGACAGUAUCGUCAAAGACUGCGAAGCAAUCCGUCAAGCUCUGACAGCCGACUAUCCCGAGGAGAAGAAGAAGUGGUCGACCAUGGGCCAGUCGUUCGGCGGCUUCUGCACCAUCACCUACCUGUCUUUCCACCCAGAAGGCUUACGAGAGUGCUUCAUGUUUGGCGGGCUGCAGGCGCUGGUGAAGUCUCCUGACGAUGUGUAUCGUAAAACUUUCGUCAGAGUCAAGGAGCGGAACGAGGCUUACUAUGCCAAAUUCCCGGAUGAUGCGGAAAGGGUUCGCACAAUCAUGAACUUCCUUGCACGAUUCGGUGAUGGUAAGAUCAAGCUGCCGUCGGAUGGCAAUCUCACCCGGCGGAGAUUCCGUCAGCUGGGGAUUUCGCUGGGAAUGCAUGGAGGCUUGGAUAUGAUUCACGAUAUUGUGCUACGAGCUAGCUACGAUAUUGAGGCCUUCGGACAUAUCACCCGAGGCUCUCUUUCAGCAAUCGACAACAUGUCAUCAUUCGACGACCAUCUAAUCUAUGCAAUUCUCCACGAGCCAAUCUAUUGCGAAGGCCACGCGCCCAACUGGUCGGCAUACCGUGUUCAGUCCGAAUUCCCGGAGUUCGACAUCGACCGCAAGGAUGGUCCCAUCUACUUCACCGGCGAGACGAUUUAUCCCUGGAUGUUCGAAGACUAUGCCGAGCUUCGCAAGGUCCAGGACGUGGCCAACCGCGUCGCCUCCGACUCAAGUUGGGGUCCACUGUUCGACGAGAAGCAGUUGGCGAAGAACCAAGUUCCGGUGUAUGCCGCCAGCUACAUCGAGGAUAUGUAUGUCCCCACGGACUUCGCCCUGGAGACGGCGACGAAGAUCAAGGGCUGCAAGGUGUUCACGACCAAUGUCAUGUUCCAUAAUGCUCUUCGAUCUCGCGUGGAUGAGGUGGUCAGGCAGGCGUUUGCGUUGCGGGACGAUGUGAACGAUUGA